Nannizzia gypsea CBS 118893 is the source of this 2784-nucleotide messenger RNA. RefSeq names its product pentatricopeptide repeat protein. Gene Ontology annotation, molecular function: protein binding. Bases 1 to 2784 code for a protein of 927 amino acids. Lineage: Eukaryota; Fungi; Ascomycota; Eurotiomycetes; Onygenales; Arthrodermataceae. The record is from RefSeq and is a predicted model, not a curated record. The transcript has a single exon.
AUGUAUCGCCCGUCCACCAGACACCUCGUCCCCUCGCGAUCUGCUUUACGGGUUCUGCGACGAUUAGCAUUAGCAGGUUCUACUGCCAGUGUCAUUGGAAGCGUAUGCACCGUUGCUACGAUUACAUACGAGGUGAAUCGGAGAGUGCGAUUAGCGGAACACCUGGUCGAGCAAAAGCGAACUCUCGAAUCGUCAUGUCCCAAUUACAGCACAUCUGGACGGGGUUUAGCGGUGGAGAGAAUGAUGGAGGCUGCAGAGGCGGGGGAAUUCUUGGGCCUCGACUCGAUAAAAAAAUCCCCAUCUGUUGAACACCGAGCUCGAAGUCCAAGUACGGCACGAAUAGACACACUUCCAAACGAAAGCCGAGAAAAUACGACACCAUCAGCAAUCUGGACGCCUGGAAAUAAACCCGAGAUACCAAGUAUUGCUUCGACCAACAAUCCUCCUCCGAAAAGUCGUCGACACAGCUCACUAGAUCUGAGUGCCCGAUAUUCUCACCCCCGCGGCAUGAUGAAGUUUGGUGGCUCUUCAUUAAAUAUAUCUCCAUCGGACCAAUAUCAAAAUUGGAAAUCAAGGAUUGAAAAUCAUUUAAAACAAGGCCAACCGAUUGAAGCUGCACACCAUUUUUUGCGCCCACCUGGAGACUUUGCUGAGGGGAAUAUGGAGGCCCUAAAGGAACUGUCUACCAGGAUAUUUAACGAAAACUUGAAAGCUGGCAAUACAUCACUUGCAGGAGGUAUAUUUCGAUGGGAUGAGAGGAACGGCCAAGUAACUUCAAAUUCAUGGGAGGCAUUACUCCUAGCACAGGGUUCGCGAUGGAGCGCUGAUACCCUUGCAUCGCUCUAUCUACGCCACGCUGACCGCUUUGAAUUAUCAUAUCAACUUCGAUCCCUAGUUUUACGGUCCCUUGUUGAUUCCUAUCGUCUCGGAGAAGCAAAGCAGUUUAUUUUCAGGUACCUGAAAGAUGAUAACAGCUGCGGUCUAAGUGCAAUUUACUUGGGCGGCCUUUAUACAAAGAGCCGUAACAUGGAACUGGUUGAGACACAGGCUGGGAAGCUGGCUAGCACGCUUUUGGAACUCGGGAUAGCACCCACGGAGAGAUUAUUCAACCCCUUGUUAAAAGCAUAUAUCGAAUCAGGGUAUGACGAGAAGGCCGAGGCUUUGAUUAAGGAAAUGAAGGACAUCUACGGCAUUACUAUUGGGCUACGGCCGCUAGGUCUGCUUGCCUACGGAAAAGCGCUAAAGAGUGACUGGCCAGCUGUGGAGGAGUACCUCCAACAGAUCCAUGAGCUGGAAUUAGACAGGUCUAGUCGCAAAAACUUUACGAAGAUUUUUGAUCGCAUAUUUCUAGAGUACUUCCUCGGAAACUCUGGUGAAAGCAUCCGGGCAUUUAUUUUCAGGGCAAUUGAGGCAUAUGGCCUAGAGAUGGAUGAUGUUCUCUUUGAACACAUUCUUAUCGCCUUUAUUCAGAAGGGAAGCAUGGAAAUGGUUGAUGAGUUUUUGCAGAUUGCGAAGGCGAAAUCAUGGAAUGUCACAUCCAACAAAGAGCACUUUAUUCACCUGUUGAGGAACCACAGAAUGACAUGCGAGAAGAGUACCGUUGGCCUAUGGCGAAUGUUCAGAUCAUCCCAGCAGAAGCAUGGGCGAGCUGGUGCCUCCCAGAGGAUACUCGGCUUUGACAGAGAUUCUUUCCCACUCGAAGAAGUCUACAAACUGCCUUGGACUGGAGAGCGAACAAUAUGGUCUGACAAAGUCAAUUCUGCGUCGACAAGUGGACGAGACGUGGACAAGUUCGUUGCUCUCCGUAAGAGAAUGAUUCACAGCAUUAACUCUGGCCGAAUGGAUGAGGCACUCGAGCUUUUUACCGUGGCUAAGGCGUCAGGCAAAGUCAUGAAGCAGAUUCAUAUAGAGCUAGCUAUUGUCGCUAGUCUUAUGCGCAAUGGAAGUGCAAAUGAGGCGCAGAGAAUUCUCGAAGAAGCCAAAAGGCUGUUCCCUGAGUUUGACAAGACAAAACUGGGGACUUUCUACAAGCAAAUCUUCGAGGUAAGGUCCAAGGAGAAAGCGUUGAAAAUGGCUGUUUUCCUAUUUUACCGGACGCUUGAAGACAACAUGCUCCCAAUAAAGCACCAUAUGACUGUUAGUGCCAGUGCAAUGCUGAUCAAGCACGGAAAACCCGGGGCUGCUCUUAGACUCUUCCGUGCAGUGAACAAGGGAAAAUAUGGUGCUACGGUACCAUUUGACGCUGUUGCUGUGAAGAUGAUUUCGAGAGCAGCUGCGGCGAGUGGGAGCCGAAGAGGGCUUCGGUGGGCCAUCUUAACAGCAAUGAGCCGAAGCUCAGCAUUACACAGAGAUCUAGUUGUGGAGCUGCAACGGUUGGUUGCACACCUCAAGUACCUGCUUGAACAACAUUCCGAGAACUCGACGCCUAACGCGGCCGACGAUGCACUCUACGAUGAACUCGAGUACCUUGAAUACCUUGUGAAGCUGCUUGACCAAAAAGAAGCUGCCCAGAGUGGCCGUGUGGAUACUAUUAAUAUGGUGCCAACUGAUGAGCUGUCUACGAGGGACCAACCCGUUCUAUCUUAUGAUACGCAUGUUCACCGCCAUGGUUCAGCUCUACGAGCUAGCGGCCUUGCUCAAACGCUUGCUAACUGGUGUGAACGGUCCGAGUUUGAAACUGCGUCUGGAAAGGAGCGAAAGGGUCCUAUUGAAAUGGACGGGUUUGUGGGCUCUAGGGGCCCCAAAAAGAUGCCAGAGCCAGAGCUGCAGCUUAGCCAUGGCUGA